AUGUUGGCAAAAAUAUUUUUGGUCGUUUUUCUAACGACUAGUGUUAUGACAUUCGCUAAGGAUGAGAACGAAUUGGUUAGCUCAGUUCUUGGGACUGGAACUGUAUUUAUGAAGGAGGCUUCAAAAUAUAUUUCAGAUGACCAGGAUAAAUACUCCGUGGACUUGAACGCUUUGUACAAAAAAUAUGAAAUCGCAGCAAAGGCUGAGCAAGCCAGGAACAUGGUCCAUUCUACGUUAAAAAGAAGUUUUGAGUUGACUAAUGAUUAUGUAAAGAAAUUUGAUAUUGAAGCCGAGGAACAAUUAAAGAAGAGUAUUGAUAUCAUUAAGAAGGAAGACUCCGUGUUAGGAGAUAAAUUAACUAAAUUUUACGAAAAGUCUUGUGAAGUAGACAGACUAUCUGAAGAUAUUAUCAAGUACGUAUUGGACGCAGAUAAAGUGAAUGGUGCAUUGGAAAAGGCCAAAUCUGCACUCCGUCCAAUUGAACACAAAUUGGCUGAUUCAAUCAAAAAGUUCGAGUCCAUCGUUCUUGAACAUCUGCCAAAAAAAGGAAAGAAAUAG
Molecule: messenger RNA, 558 nt
Organism: Macrosiphum euphorbiae (potato aphid)
Lineage: Eukaryota; Metazoa; Arthropoda; Insecta; Hemiptera; Aphididae
Source: the annotation of a GenBank genome assembly